AUGGCUAGCACUGGAAGUGGCUCACGCUCACAUGGAAAAUUAGCUUUAGUCAUUGGUAAUAACAGUUAUAGUAAGCAUUCAUUAACCAAAUCUGUUAACGAUGCAACUGAUUUGAGUGACACAUUACGAAAAAUCGGGUUUGAUGUUGAACUCGGUAUUGAUUGCAACCACCAAAAAAUGACACAAUUAAUUGAAGGGUUUGCCAGUAGAAUUAAAAAUCAAGAUUUGGUUCUAUUCUACUUCUCGGGUCAUGGUGUUCAAUGGCAAGAACAAAAUUAUCUGUUACCUGUAGAUGCUGACGAAAAAAUCAGAAAAGAAGCCGAUAUCAGAGAGAGCGCUAUCAAUGCUCAAAGAAUAUUAGAGAAAUUUGCAGCUCAAACAUUGUAUGUAACAGUAUUCAUAUUGGACUGUUGUAGAGAAUAUGGGGUAGAAAAUCUAUCAACAUUUGGAAAUUUCAAGGGCGCAUCUGGAUUACGUCCGAUGAAAGCACCUGGCGGUUCUCUUAUUCAGUUUGCUUGCGACGCUGGCGCUGUAGCAACAGAUGGGUAUGGAACAACAGAUCGAAAUGGAUUGUAUAUAAAACAUUUACUUCAGCAUAUAGCUACCCCGAAGAAAGACAUUGAUAAAAUAUUUGCUGCAGCUGCUACUAGUGUUUAUCAGGAGAGUAACCGGAAACAACAGCCAUUUCGUGUUAGUUCCAUUAUGAUAGAUGAACCCAUCUAUUUAAAUUAA
Messenger RNA from Didymodactylos carnosus, 732 nucleotides. The record is from the annotation of a GenBank genome assembly. Lineage: Eukaryota; Metazoa; Rotifera; Eurotatoria; Philodinida; Philodinidae.